Molecule: messenger RNA, 1583 nt
Organism: Cicer arietinum (chickpea)
Lineage: Eukaryota; Viridiplantae; Streptophyta; Magnoliopsida; Fabales; Fabaceae
Product: calreticulin
Biological process (GO): ERAD pathway; protein folding
Cellular component (GO): endoplasmic reticulum membrane; endoplasmic reticulum
Molecular function (GO): calcium ion binding
Source: RefSeq, a predicted model, not a curated record
GCUCAGUCAAAUUUGCAAGUAGCUCUCACUCAUUCCUCUUUCUAUCUCAGCGAAUCCAUUCCCCUUGAACAACAAUGGCGAUUAGGGUGCGCCACCCUAACCUCCGCUCUCUCAUUCUUCUCUCCCUUCUCGCCAUCGCAUCCGCUAAAGUCUUUUUCGAAGAACGCUUCGAUGAUGGAUGGGAAAAUCGUUGGGUAAAAUCUGAAUGGAAGAAAGAUGAGAACUUGGCUGGGGAAUGGAAUUAUACCUCUGGUCAAUGGAAUGGAGACGCUACUGACAAAGGUAUUCAAACAAGUGAAGAUUACAGAUUCUACGCUAUUUCUGCCGAGUUCCCUGAAUUUAGCAACAAGGAUAACACACUAGUCUUCCAAUUUUCUGUCAAGCAUGAACAAAAGCUUGACUGUGGUGGUGGUUACAUGAAGUUGCUUAGCGGGGAUGUUGAUCAGAAGAAAUUUGGCGGUGAUACUCCUUACAGUAUCAUGUUUGGUCCAGAUAUCUGUGGUUACAGUACCAAGAAAGUGCAUGCUAUCCUAACCUACAAUGACACAAACCAGUUGAUAAAGAAGGAUGUUCCAUGUGAGACUGACCAACUUACUCAUGUUUACACAUUUAUCAUCCGUCCAGAUGCAACCUACAGCAUCCUGAUUGAUAAUGUGGAGAAGCAAACCGGUAGUCUAUACACUGACUGGGAUCUUCUUCCUCCAAAGAAAAUCAAGGAUCCCGAGGCCAAAAAACCAGAAGAUUGGGAUGAUAAAGAGUUUAUUCCUGACCCUGAGGAUAAGAAACCAGAGGGUUACGAUGACAUCCAAAAAGAGAUCCCAGACUCUGAUGCCAAAAAGCCUGAAGAUUGGGAUGAUGAGGAAGAUGGUGAGUGGACAGCACCUACCAUUGCUAACCCAGAGUACAAGGGCCCAUGGAAGCCAAAGAAAAUUAAGAACCCCAACUACAGUGGAAAGUGGAAGGCACCAUUGAUCGACAACCCAGAAUUCAAGGACGACCCCGAAAUCUAUGUUUUCCCUAAGUUGAAGUAUGUUGGUAUUGAAUUGUGGCAGGUGAAAUCUGGUACCUUGUUUGACAAUGUCGUUAUUACCGAUGAUCCCGAAUAUGCUAAGCAACUGGCUGAAGAAACAUGGGGCAAGCAGAAGGAUGCUGAGAAGGCAGCAUUUGAAGAGGCUGAGAAGAAGAAAGAAGAAGAGGAAUCAAAGGACGACCCAGUUGACUCUGACGCCGAAGAGGAUGACGAAGAUGCGGAUGAAGCUAGCAAUGACACUGAUGCCGAAUCAAAGACAGAAACUGACAAAGAGGAUGUACAUGAUGAGCUCUAGAGAGUUUGCGGCGUGAGCUAUAGUUUUAUUCCGGAGUGGAAGUUAUAUCUUUUUUAGCUAUGUAGAAUUUUUCUCCUAGAUAAGCAAACCUUUGAAAAUUGCAAGCAAAAACUUGAGUUUUUUGCUUCACCAUUAAGACUAUUUCAGCUGAUUAGAACAAGUCUCAUUUGAAUUUAUCUUUUUCAUGUUUUUGAUCGAGUUUUCUGAUUAUAAAGCUGUGCCUCAAAAUCUUAAUAGCUAGUGGAUUUUCUGUGGAAA